AUGGCAGUGAGAGCAAACUCCCCAUGUGGCAGUGGCCGCAGCAGCCCCUCAUUGGAGGGUGCCGACUCUGGGUAUGCCUCAGGGACCAACAGCGAGAGUGAUAUGCCCGAGUUGUACUUCACCAAGCCACAUCUUCGCUUCCUCAAUCGUCAGCUUCAGUUUCUGGAGCCUCAGGAAAUCCUGAGAUGGGCCAUCACCACCAUUCCCAACCUAUACCAGACCACCGCUUUCGGCCUGACUGGCCUAGUGUCUCUCGACAUGUUGUCGAAGCUGAAGGUUCCCCGGCCUCAGAUGGUGGACCUCGUCUUCUUCGACACAUUGCAUCACUUCCCCGAGACACUGGAGCUGGUGGAAAGGGUACAAGCAAGAUAUCCUCUGGUGAACAUCCACACCUUCAAGCCGGCAGGAGUCGAGACAGCGGAAGAAUUCAAGGAGAAGUAUGGGGACAAACUAUGGGAGACCGACGACAACAGAUAUGACUAUCUCGUCAAGGUAGAACCAGCACAAAGGGCUUACCGUGAGCUCAACGCCUAUGCCGUCCUCACCGGCAGGAGACGGAGUCAGGGUGGGGCUCGAGGCUCCCUUGACAUUAUCGAGGUUGACGAGGCCGGGCUGCUGAAGAUCAACCCCCUGGCCAACUGGACCUUUGAACAGAUCAAGCAGUACAUUGACGAAAAUAACGUACCAUACAACUCCCUGCUGGACAGGGGCUACAAGAGUGUUGGUGACUGGCACUCGACGCAGCCCGUCCAGGUCGGUGAAGACGAGCGUGCGGGUCGUUGGAAAGGUCAACAAAAAACUGAAUGUGGCAUUCACAACCCUCGAUCGAAGUACGCGCAGUUUUUGAUGGAGCAAGAAAAGCAAAGAGAACGCGAAGCUUUAGAACAGGCCCUCGAAAAGGUCAGCCUCGAGGGGCAGUUAUGA
This is a messenger RNA of Cladophialophora yegresii CBS 114405, 924 nucleotides long. Its product is annotated as phosphoadenosine phosphosulfate reductase. Gene Ontology annotation, molecular function: phosphoadenylyl-sulfate reductase (thioredoxin) activity. Bases 1 to 924 code for a protein of 307 amino acids. Lineage: Eukaryota; Fungi; Ascomycota; Eurotiomycetes; Chaetothyriales; Herpotrichiellaceae. The record is from RefSeq and is a predicted model, not a curated record. The transcript has a single exon. Gene Ontology annotation, cellular component: cytoplasm.